AUGGUAAAUUACUACCAUGUAAGCAUCUUCAACGACCGACCACGAUACUUGAAGGGAAUCGCGCCAUCGCACGGGAAAGGAAAGGGGAAGCAAGAAAAGAACUAUGAACCUCCGAAAGGUACAGGAAUUUACGGUACUCGGAAUUCCACCGGUCUGAGUCCUGAUCAAAAUUUUCUAGAACAACGGCCAUGGAGUGUUUCCAACUUCCUGGCGGCUGGCUUGGUUGAACUAAUCUAG
Molecule: messenger RNA, 237 nt
Organism: Morchella importuna
Lineage: Eukaryota; Fungi; Ascomycota; Pezizomycetes; Pezizales; Morchellaceae
Exons: 4
Coding region: 1-237 (78 amino acids)
Source: RefSeq, a predicted model, not a curated record